Messenger RNA from Funneliformis geosporum, 1557 nucleotides. Lineage: Eukaryota; Fungi; Glomeromycota; Glomeromycetes; Glomerales; Glomeraceae. The record is from the annotation of a GenBank genome assembly.
AUGAGUGAAGAAAAACAAAAUGAAUCAAGCAAACAAAACACAUUAAGCUAUAUUGCAGAAAAAAUAGAUGAUAUUUCAGAUAUUGCUGAACCCAUAGUCAAAAAUACAGUGAAAUUAACUGCGGCAAUAGGAGAAGCAGCUACAGCAGCAGUUCCAUUCGCAAAAUUUAUCCCUUUAAUUUCCGAAAUUGGAAAUGUACUUAACGAAAUCGUUGAAAUCGUACAAGCUGCUGAGCAUAAUAAACGAACUUGUGAAGCAUUAUUACAACGAGUUCAUGUGGCAGAAUUGGCUGUCUUUGAUCUUAGAAUUAGAAGAAAUGAAAAGAAAGAAUUCUUCGUUAAUAGGAACUAUUUAUAUUUACAAAAUUUGGUUAAUGUUAUAGCAAAUAUCAAAAAAUUCGCGGGAGAAAUUUCUCAAAUGAAUACUUUGACGAAGUAUCUCAAGUCAAAAGGUGUUGAGAAAACUUUUAAGGAAUUAUGUAGAGAAUUUGAUAGUUGGAUAAAUUUAUUGAGCUUUACCAUAUUAGUUGAAGAAAAAUUUCGUGCUGAGGACGAAGCUGAACAAUUAAAAUGUGAUCAAGAUGAUUUAAAUAAAUAUCUGGCAGAAAUGGGAGUUGACGUCAAAGAAAUUGGAACUGAUGUCAAAGAAUUGAAAGGAGAGUUUUCCUCAAUGGUUUUAAAAAUCAAUACAAUGAAUAAUAAGAUGGAAAAAUUAAUUGACGAACAAAAUAAAAUUUCAGUACGAAAGGAAACCAAUAAUGUUGAAAUUUAUCAAAAGAAAAUUGAUUCAAUUUUCACGGAAAGGCAUACAUUAGUAUUCUCAAAUUAUAAAGAAACCAAUGAUCAUCGUAAUGAUGGACGUGUAACUCGGUACCUUAACAUUAGAAAUGAGGCUCAAGAAUUAGCAUUUAAGAACAUUUCAGAUGUAGAAGAUAAAAAUAGCAUACGGAAUCAAGUUACAAUCUUUAAAGAAUUUCAAGAUUGGCCAAACAUCAUAAAAUUUUAUGGACUUGCCUAUGAUGAAAAUAAAUCGUAUUUGGUAACGGAAUGGGCUGAGUUUGGAAAUUUACACGAAUUUUAUAUUGAACAUGAAAGACGAAUUGAUGAAUCUUUAAAAUUACGUAUAUCUCUUGAUAUUGCUCGUGGAUUAAAUUUUCUAAGAUCUGUAGGGAAUAUUUUAAUUACGGUUAAUGAUACAGCAAAACUUGCAAAUUUUAAAUUAAGUCGUUACUCGAGCGGACCUACAAAAAAACAUAAUCAAAAUUUAGAACGCGUUCGUUAUUGUGCUCCUGAAUUGUUGGAUAGGGCCCCGAAUUUCAAAUAUGAUCAUAAAUGUGAAGUUUAUGGCUUUGGAAUCUUACUUUGGGAAAUCGCUGAAAUGAAACUUCCGUUUCAAGAAUAUGAUGAUAUUUUGACUAUAACCGAACUUGUACUUAAAAAGAAAUAUCGAGAACCUUUUUCUGAAAAUAAUAGAAUGCCUAUCGAAUUCCAAGAAUUAGCAAUGGAUGCUGUUAAUCAAGAUCCAGAAUUUAGGCCAAAAAUUACAGACAUGUUCAGA